CCCUUUUCUCAAAAAGGGACAGCCCAAAAAAAGAUAUGGAAAAACGACAACCCACUUGUUACGCUGUCUUUUUCCAAAAACGAGGUGUUCGAUUAUUCUCGGAGGCGUUUGCGUGCGCGCGCCAGCGCGCGCGAACGAUUUUUGAAUUCUUGCAGUUCGCGCCGCUUCUCUCUCGCACAAGCGCACAAGCUACAUCAGCACACCACGCGUAUCCACACCGCACACACACCACGAGCCACCGCAUACCAUGGAUGUCAUGAAACUAGACAACGUUCAACCUCUCCCGCUGGAGUUCAACGGGUAUGUCGAGGGCACGUUGGAGUUGCUCCUGGGCGGCAAGGGCCUCUCGCAGAUCAAGCUUCUCAAGCACCUCCAGAACGUGUGCAUCGUGUACGCUUGCUUGGCGGUCAAGCGGAACGCCGGGAUCGUCUCCACGGAGGCUAAGUACAAGGCAGCGGCCAAGGGCUACAAGGACAUCGCUGUCCCAGGAUUCUUCAAGUGGCUCAAGGAAAACGGCAUAGUGAUCAAGCAGGCGUGGCUGACGUUCGAGGUCAUGGGCAGAACAAGUCUGAACGGAGGUAAGAAAACAAACGCUUCGCGACACACCGUGAGACACAACCGACCGCCGCGACAGAGAGAGGCAGGUUUCGAAUGCGUAUCCGACCCUCUGCGCCGCUAUGGUCUGCUGUUCAACACGAUAUGCGUAACGCCGGAUGCAGGGUGUUUGUGUUUGGUCCGCUCAGCGCAAAUACAUAUUUUCAAAGUUGUCACGUGUGUUGACAGGGCAGACAGGCCAUCACGGUGCGCUGCCUUGACAGAGUCGUGA
Molecule: messenger RNA, 826 nt
Organism: Ectocarpus sp. CCAP 1310/34
Lineage: Eukaryota; Phaeophyceae; Ectocarpales; Ectocarpaceae
Source: the annotation of a GenBank genome assembly